Molecule: messenger RNA, 2312 nt
Organism: Erythranthe guttata (spotted monkey flower)
Lineage: Eukaryota; Viridiplantae; Streptophyta; Magnoliopsida; Lamiales; Phrymaceae
Product: rab GTPase-activating protein 22
Biological process (GO): activation of GTPase activity
Molecular function (GO): GTPase activator activity
Source: RefSeq, a predicted model, not a curated record
AUAGAAAGAUUACAAUUUUCCCAAGAGGUUAAUGUAAUAUUAGAAACACGAGGAGUCAAUGUAAUUUAAACUAAAUUCGAAGGAUCUUUCUGCAAUUUAUCCCAACAAUAAACUUUCCCACCGGGCCCAGUCAAAGUUCCAUUCGACCCGACCCGUAUAUCUUACUCGUUGCCCCACGACGAGCGUGGGCGCGUGAUCCGGCGCUCUAACCGUCGCCUUCGUGUAUAUAUUGCACCCGCGAAUCGAGGCGAGUGGUCUUGGUGUCACUUGACCCCGCGUCGUUUCCGCUGGCCACUCUGACUAGCUUGAAAGAUUCUAGAGAGAGAGUGAAAAGUUAGAGAGAGAGAGAGAGAGAGAGAGAGAGAGAGAGUAGAAACAUAAAAACGGUAUGUCAUUGAACGGGCAUUGCUCCGGGAUGUAUAUUCGGGUCGGGUCGAAUUCGAAGACCACCGUCUUCACCCCCAACCUCUCUGACAGCGAAACAAAGUAAAGACGAUCAAGAGAGAGAAAUUUCAGUGGUUUUGCAUAUAAAAUUCUCUUGGCUUGAAAGAGUCACCUGAAUCUUUGUUAAUAGAAAAAAGCCAGCUACUCACUCAAUUUUGGGGGUCUUAUAGCAGACGUUGAAUUGUUGAAUUUGAUCUGGUUUUCAUGUGAAUAGCAGCUUAAUUUUCAAUACAUUCAAUUCAAUUCGAAUUUGAUUCCCCUUUUCUCUCUCUCCUGCGUGAAAUUGUGAAAAAAUGUGGAGGGCAGGAACUUCAGCUGAUUCGUAUUAUCAGGUGCGGCCUGAGUGCGCUGAUGAUGUUCCUGAAAGCAAGUUCAGAAUCAAGGUAGGGAGAACUUUAAGUGCGCGGAAAUGGAAGUCUGCUUUCUCGACGGAAGGUUAUCUUGAUAUAAGCAAAACACUCGGUCGAAUUCAUCGUGGGGGUGUUCACCCGUCAAUUAGAGGGGAAGUUUGGGAAUUCUUAUUGGGUUGUUAUGAUCCCAAGAGCACUUUUGAGGAACGAGAGCAAAUACGAGAACGUCGCAGAGUGAAGUAUGCAUUGUUGAAAGAAGAAUGUCAUCAAAUGUUCUCGCUGGUUGGAAGUGGGAAGUUUGUCACUGCACCAAUAAUUACGGAAGAUGGUGAACCUAUACAAGAUCCCAUCGUACUUCAACAACUUAAUUGUGGCAAAGAACAUGCAUCUCUUACUAAGGGAAACGAUGCUUUCAGCGGCUCCCAAAUGGAAAGACAAUCAAAUGGAUAUGGUCCCAUGGACAAGAAAGAGAUUCAGUGGAAACUUACAUUACAUCAGAUAGGUCUCGAUGUAGUCCGAACGGACAGGACACUAGUGUUUUAUCAGAAGCAAGAAAGCUUGUCAAAACUUUGGGAUAUCCUAGCCGUCUAUUCCUGGUUUGAUGCAGAUGUUGGGUAUUGUCAAAGUAUGAGUGAUCUUUGCUCUCCAAUGAUUAUUCUCCUUGAGGACGAGGCGGAUGCAUUUUGGUGCUUCGAACGCUUGAUGCGAAGACUGCGAGGAAAUUUCAGAUGCACCGAGAGCUCUGUAGGGGUUGAGGCACAGCUCGGCAAUCUAGCUUCAGUAACUCAAAUUGUUGAUCCUAAACUUCACCAGCACUUAGAAACUCUAGGUGGUGGUGAUUAUCUCUUUGCUUUCCGGAUGCUUAUGGUUUUGUUUCGGCGAGAAUUCUCUUUUGGUGAUUCUUUAUAUCUUUGGGAGAUGAUGUGGGCUCUAGAGUAUGACUCUGAUCUAUUCUCUAUGUACGAAGACCGCGAAUCAGCAACCGAAAAAUCAGAGGGAUCUAAAGGAAAGGCCAAGUCAAGACGGAGACAGUGUGGAAAAUUUGAAAGAGAGAACCUCAGAAACGGAGGCAAAAGUGCUGCUGCACCUCUUCCUAUUUCUGUGUUUCUUGUGGCCAGUGUCUUGAAAGACAAGAGUUCUAAGUUGACAGAAGCCCGAGGCUUAGAUGAUGUUGUACAGAUACUUAAUGACAUUACUGGCAACCUUGAUGCAAAAAAAGCUUGCAUGGGGGCUAUGAAGCUUCACAAGAAGUAUCUAAAAAAGGCCAAAAAUACAUGACAGGCGAAAAUUUCUGCCAGUGAAAUUCGAAGUUUGGUCGUGUCAAGGACAACAACUGCCUCCGUUGCCUGAUACAUGAUCAGCAUGUGUAUACUGAUGCUAAUGAAUGCUAAGAGAUUCACAUCCAGUAUACCAUUGAUUUUUCUGCAAUAGUUGUGUGAUAUAGAAAGGUGAGUUGUUUGUAAAAAAUCUAAAUGGAAUCUAUAAAAGAGCAUCAAUUUUUUAUUUAUUUUUUAAUAA